Molecule: messenger RNA, 1951 nt
Organism: Grus americana (Whooping crane)
Lineage: Eukaryota; Metazoa; Chordata; Aves; Gruiformes; Gruidae
Gene: GC
Product: GC vitamin D binding protein
Exons: 11
Coding region: 16-1683 (555 amino acids)
Biological process (GO): vitamin transport
Cellular component (GO): cytoplasm; blood microparticle
Molecular function (GO): vitamin transmembrane transporter activity; vitamin D binding
Source: RefSeq, a predicted model, not a curated record
GCAGGCAGGCCAAGGAUGCUCGCCCUCUGCCCCGCCGCCGGGAUCAAUCAUUCACCCGUCGGCGGGCACCACCUCCAUAUAAACGCCGGGACGGGUUCCCCAGCGCCGCUUUUCGGCAGGAGGAGGGAAACCAGCCCCGACAUGAGGGCAGCUCUCACCCUGCUGCUGCUUUUCGCCGCCGUGCGUGCCGAGCACCGAGGUAAAGCUUAUGUCCGGGACAAAGUCUGCCAGGAGUUCAAGACCCUGGGGAAGGAGGAUUUCCGAACCCUGACCAUUGUCGCCAACAGCAGGAAAUUCUCCAACGCCACCUUCGAGGAGAUCAGCCACCUCGUCCGCGAAAUCGUCUCCCUGGCUGAGACCUGCUGCGCCGAAGGUGCCGACCCCUCCUGCUACGACGACGGGUCCUCGGCUCUGUCGGCCAAAUCCUGCGGCGGGGACUCUCCCUUCCCGGCGCACGCCGGCACGGCGGGGUGCUGCGCCCAGGAGGGGCUGGAGCAGAAGCUGUGCCUGGCCACCCUGCGGCACCCGCCCCAGGAGCUGCCCCGCUACCUCCAGCCCUCCAACGAGGAGCUCUGCCAGGCCUUCAAGAAGGACCCCAAGGACUUUGCAGACAGGUUUCUGCACGAGUACGCCAGCAGCUAUGGCCAGGCGCCCCUGCCCGUGCUCCUGGGCUCCACCAGGACCUUCCUCUCCAUGGUCUCCACCUGCUGCAUCUCCCCCGCGCCCACCGCCUGCUUCCUGAAGGAGAAACUGGAAAGGAAAACCCUCUCCCUCCUCACCCUGAUGUCAAACCGGGUUUGCUCCCGCUUCGCGGUGUACGGGAAGGACAAAGUCACCUUCAGCUACCUCGCCUCGCUGGCGCAGAAGAUGCCCGCCGCCUCCUUCGAGGACCUCUUCCCCCUGGCAGAAGACGCUGCCGAGGUGUUUUCCCAGUGCUGCGACUCGGUGGCGGAGGACUGCAUGCAGAAGAAGUUAUCGGAGCACACGGCCAAAGCCUGUGGCGCGCUGUCGGCCCGAGACGAAAGGUUUGCCGACUGCUGCAAGGGGAAAAACCUCAUGCAAAACUACUUCUGCAUCUCGGCCUUGCCACCGGCGCCCACCCCCACGCUGCCGGAGGCGCAGAAGCCGACGGACGGGCAGCUCUGCGGCGAGGAGGGGGCUCGCCAUGCCAAGAGGUACCUGUUUGAGCUGGCGCGGAGGCACACCAGCGUCCCCGAUGCCUUCCUCGGCAAGCUGUACGACACCUGCCAGAGAGUCCGGGGGGAGUGCUGCUCUGCCCAGGACCCCCCCGCCUGCCUGGACAGCAAGCACCGGCGGAUGGAAGCAGAGCUGCCCCCCUUCCUGGCAAAGGCCGGCCAGCUCUGUGGGCAGUACACCGAGUUAAACUUCCUCGACUUCAAGAAGAGGCUGCGGGAGAGCUUGGUGAAAACGCUGCCGGACGCCAGCCCCGAGCUGCUGGGGCAGCUGGUGGAACAGCGAGCCGAAUUCGCCUCCACCUGCUGCCCCCCCAACGCGCCCCCCCUCUACUGCACCGCCAAGGUAAAGCCGUGGCCCCCGCCGCCCCGCGCCGUGCUGGCGGCCACCCCCCGCGCCCGCGCUGCCCCUCGGCUCUCUCCCCGCUUUCUGCAGGUGAGCGGGGAGCUGGGAGAGGCGUGCGGCGGGGGCUCCUGCCUGCUGGGCUAGGUGCCCCGAGGUGAGCGGCCGGGGCGGGGGUCCGGCACGUCGGCGUCGGGGACCGCUUCUCCGGUCGUGCACGGAUGGAGAGGGGGUGCCCGGGACACGCGGGGAAGCGGGACGUCGAGGGGGAGCACGAGGGAACGGGGCUGUUGGACGCCCGGCAGACGGCCGCUCUUCCUUGCACCGGGAGAGGAAGGUGCCCCCGAGCCCACCGCCCACCGCCCACCCCACCACCGGUCUAUUCCUGCAGCCCCAAUAAAGACUUUAAAAAGCA